Cucurbita maxima (winter squash) is the source of this 3162-nucleotide messenger RNA. Its product is annotated as protein VAC14 homolog. The coding region runs from base 470 to 2644 and encodes 724 amino acids. Gene Ontology annotation, cellular component: PAS complex; endosome membrane. Gene Ontology annotation, biological process: phosphatidylinositol biosynthetic process; positive regulation of kinase activity. The transcript is spliced from 20 exons. NCBI's taxonomy places the organism in Eukaryota, Viridiplantae, Streptophyta, Magnoliopsida, Cucurbitales, Cucurbitaceae. The record is from RefSeq and is a predicted model, not a curated record.
UGUGGUUCCUCCUACACUAACAACGCCAUGUAGCGAACACAAAGAGAGAGAGAGAGAGAGAAAGGGAAAAGAAAAGUCUUUGCAUAAAAUGAGUCAGUCCCCUGAACCCAGAAAAAAAGGGGGCAAAAUGUGAAGAGAACUCCUCACGAGGAAUUGAUUUUUAUUAAUAUUUUGUUCUCUUUUUCAAUUUGGGUCUUUAUCGGAUUGGAUUGGAUUGGAUUUGGGUUGCCAACUUUUACUAUUAAUUCCUUGGAAUUUGGCCGAGUUCUAAUCCCGAUUGCCCCUUUCCAUUGUUGGUGUUCUGUUUAAUUUCAUUGGUUUUUGUUCUUCUUUUUGCAAUUUUAUUAUUGGGAAAACUUCCGAGCAGCGAUGUUCCGAUUCGAGCAGGAGAAGCUCCGAAAACGUAUUUGAUAUUUCCCUAUACCAUUCUUUGAUCACUUGAAUUUGUUCAGUGCUCUUAGGGUCUGAUAUGGCUGAUGCUCACUUUGUCAUGCCGGCAUUUGUGCUACGAAACCUCUCUGAUAAACUCUAUGAGAAACGGAAGAACGCUGCUCUUGAGGUUGAGGGAGUUGUGAAGCAACUUGCGUCGGCUGGAGAUCAUGAGAGGAUUACGGCAGUUAUUAAUCUGCUGACCAACGAAUUCACUAUGUCUCCUCAAGCGAAUCAUAGAAAGGGAGGAUUGAUAGGACUUGCAGCUGCAACUGUUGGCUUGACUUCCGAUGCGUCCCAACAUCUCGAGCAAAUUGUACCUCCUGUGCUCAAUUCUUUUUCUGAUCAAGAUAGCAGAGUACGAUAUUAUGCAUGUGAAGCUCUAUACAACAUUGCAAAGGUUGUUAGAGGGGAUUUUAUAGUUUUCUUUAACCAGAUAUUUGAUGCCUUAUGUAAGCUUUCAGCUGAUUCAGAUGCCAACGUACAAAGUGCUGCUCAUCUAUUAGAUCGACUUGUCAAGGAUAUCGUUACUGAAAGUGACCAGUUCAGCAUCGAAGAGUUUAUUCCAUUGCUGAGGGAGCGUAUGAAUGUCCUAAAUCCAUAUGUCCGUCAGUUUUUGGUUGGAUGGAUCACUGUACUUGAUAGUGUGCCAGAUAUCGAUAUGCUGGGUUUUCUUCCUGAUUUUCUUGAUGGCUUGUUUAAUAUGUUGAGCGAUUCAAGUCAUGAAAUCCGGCAACAAGCUGAUUCUGCUCUUUCUGAGUUUCUCCAAGAGAUCGAGAAUUCUCCAUCUGUAGAUUAUGGCCGAAUGGUUGAGAUUCUUGUCCAGAGGGCUUCUUCUUCAGAUGAAUUUACUCGCUUAACAGCCAUUAUAUGGAUUAACGAGUUUGUGAAACUUGGUGGAGAUCAACUAGUACCUUAUUAUGCAGAUAUUCUAGGAGCAAUUCUACCUUCCAUAGCCGACAAAGAAGAGAAGAUUAGAGUGGUUGCUCGGGAAACCAAUGAAGAACUUCGCAAUGUCAAGGCAGCUCCAUCCGAAGGAUUUGAUGUAGGUGCUAUCCUUUCUAUUGCUAGGAGACAACUAUCUAGUGAACACGAGGCUACUAGGAUUGAAGCAUUGCAUUGGAUAUCAACACUUUUAAACAGACAUCGAACUGAGGUCUUGAUCUAUUUGAAUGAUAUACUUGACAGCCUUCUUCAAGCCCUAUCUGAUUCUUCUGACAAGGUAGUUCUCCUUGUUCUUGAUGUUCAUGCUUGCAUAGCAAAAGAUCAGCAACAUUUUCGCCAACUUGUUGUCUUCCUAGUGCAGAAUUUUCGGAUCAAUAAUUCUCUUCUGGAGAAGCGUGGUGCAUUGAUAAUACGCCGCUUAUGUGUACUUUUAAAUGCUGAACGGGUCUACCGUGAGCUUUCUACAAUAUUGGAAGGAGAAUCAGAUCUGGAUUUCGCUUCUAUUAUGGUUCAGGCACUCAAUUUGAUUUUGCUGACUUCCUCUGAGUUAUCUGAUCUUCGAGAUCUUUUAAAGAAAUCAUUGGUGCAUGCAGCUGGGAAGGACCUAUUUGUUUCUUUAUAUGCAUCAUGGUGUCAUUCCCCGAUGGCUAUUUUAAGUCUUUGCUUAUUAGCACAGACAUACCAGCAUGCAAGUGCAGUGAUUCAGUCUUUGGUGGAGGAAGAUAUUAAUGUGAAAUUUUUAGUUCAGCUGGAUAAACUGAUUCGCCUUCUGGAGACUCCAGUCUUUGCUUAUCUAAGAUUGCAGCUUCUUGAACCUGGAAGAUAUAUAUGGCUGCUAAAAGUAUUAUACGGUCUUCUAAUGUUACUUCCCCAGCAAAGUGCUGCCUUUAAGAUACUGCAAACACGUCUGAAAACAGUGCCUCCAUACUCAUUUAGUGGUGAGCACUUCAAGCAAUUAUCAUCUGGGAACUCCUACUCCACCCUAAUGCACAUGUCUGGGUUGAAUAUAAAUGAAGAUGGUGAUGUAAGCCAAAAUGCUGGGAACUCUCAUAAUGGAAUUGACUUUGCUGCUAGGCUACAACAGUUUGAGCACAUGCAGCAUCGACAUCGCUUACGUUCAAAAGAGCAGACACUGUCACGGACCAGUCCUCCGCCUCAGCUGAAGGAAGUUAAGAUCCCAGAAGAAACCAGGCAGUCAGGCUCAGGUGAAGGAGCAGAAAUAAAUAGGCCUCCUUCAAGAUCAUCAAGGAGAGGGGCUGGGCAAUUAUAGUUAUGAUUAUAUAUGCUUGCCUCCAUUAUAUAUAUAUAUAUAUAUAUACACAGUGGGGUCUCAGUGAUGGUAGUUUGUAAAAUUGUAUAUCAUAGUAGAGAGUUCGGUUUAAAAAGACAUUCUUCUUUAGCUGUGUGAUUGGGGACGGCUAGUUUAUUAAAACAAAAAUUGAGAUGAGCUCAGUUUUUGGCUGAGAUAAUGUUUUUUUUUUCUUUUUCACUUUGUAAAAGGGGAUAUUUUGACCCAUGUGGUUGUGUUCUUUUUUUUGUUGAAGCCAUUAUGGGUAAAAGAGGGGGAAAGUACUUAGAAGAAGAAGAAGAAGAAGAAGAAGAAGAAGAAGAAGAAGAAGAAGAAGAAGGUUCAGUUCUUCGUUUUUUUUUUUUAAUAUUUUUAUUUGUUUUGCUUGUUUGUCGGCCUUGUAACAAUCUUCUUGAAUAAGUUGAAGCUAAUUCAUGUACAGACACUUCUGGUGGGUGUUAUUGUUAUUUACUUCUUCAGCCAAUGCUUCUUCCAAUCAA